CCUACGAAUGCGAGAACUGCUUCAGUCCGCGUUACAAUUAGUUCCGUCGUUAUUCGUAAAAUACGGACGAAAAAGAAAUCCCUCUCGCGAUGAUCGUCGUACAUUUUAUUCCAUUCAAAUAUCGAGAUUAAUACAAUAAAGGACGAACAAUCUGGUUUUAUUGUUAAUUGAAUGAACAAAUUAUAUCGUUCUUUCUUGUAAUAUCUGUAUACGCUCGAGAAAUGAAGAAUAGUGCCGUAACUCUAGCGCUAAUCGCCCUGCUGACCACGCUUGUCGGCGAUGUUGCUGCAUUGUGCCGAAAGAUCGCCAACGAUGAAAUGCUGGAGUACUCUUGCGAAGGUGGCCAGCCCAGCGAUUUGACAACCGUACCCGAAACGACUGAGAAACUGCGUAUCACCAGGAUGCCGCUCGGCAGAAUAACCGCCGACACGUUCUCGAGGUUUGGUGGGAAUCUCUGGGUGUUGAGUUGCUCGCAUUGCGAGAUCACCGACAUCGAUGCGGACGCUUUCCGGCAACUCGUUAAUCUUCAGCAACUCAGUUUAAACAACAAUUAUCUGACUACAGUGAAGGCAUCGUGGUUGGAAAGUCUCGAUUACCUGACGUACCUUGAUCUCAACUACAAUAAUAUACGUGAUAUCGAGGACGAUGUCUACAGGAAUCUACCGAGUCUCGUGGACUUUCGAAUAUCAGGAAAUCAACUACGCUGUCUGAAUCUUAAUGAAAUGUCGCACUUGAAAGAAUUGAAGCGCAUAUUCCUCAACGAGAAUUCUGACUUUGCUUGCCCGCAUGCCGUAAGUAAGUUUCUUGAGAAUCAAGGUGUCGCUUUCGAGCCAGAUCCCGAGUGGAGAAGAGUCGCCAGCGACACUAUCGAAGUCCCACCUAGCUACACGGAGGAAGAUCAUAGAAUCUUGCAUUCUGACAAGAGACCGGAACAUCCGGAUGCACCCUAUAUAUACCCUCCGACGAGAGAUAGGAUGUUUCAUCCGGAUCAACAUGCGGAGCAUCGUCAUCGUCACAGAAGACCAACCACCACUGUGCGACCGACAACGUUCAAGCAACAAAAUGAAAUACCGCGAGUGGAGCCAAGAUUCCCGUUAAGAACUUCUCCGCCGGAUUCAUUCUCGCGUCAGGUAAUGAUGCCUUAUCCACUUCCGACAUCGGAACCACUACCAGUACCGCCUAUGGAAUGGAGACCCUCGGAAGAUACCAGCACAUACCGAUACAUGGAAACCACCAACCACGGACUAUCGCAAACGGAACGCGUUUCAAUGUAUCCGCAACACGUUCCGACAUACGAGACGACACCUUAUCCGAAAGAUUCCGUCUUGGAGAGACUGCGAGCAUCAGGAUCCUCUAUAGCGGAUGAUCAUGAAACAACAAUGAAAUCCGAUAGAUCAUCCCAGGCGGGAAACACCUUAAUGCCUCCACUAUACGUUGCAACGUCCAACGAUCGGGAAGGAACGCCCCAAGGAUCCAACCAAGUGACACAUCCCAGCGAUUUCAACACAGUUGGAACUGCGGACUUUUGGUCCACCGACCACUCGAAUCAACAUCCAUACUGGACGCGUUACGAAUCCUCUUCCCCUCCUACUUUCAGUUUACCAUCGUUGCCUCCAAGCACCCCGGAUCUUUAUGGAACACCAUAUUAUGCAAGAUACGAUCCGCGUAAAAUGAUCGUGGACGAAUCAUCGAACACCAAUAAUGUUCCAAUUGCCACUGAUUCCUCUGACCAAGCGAAUCAAAGGGAAACUACGACGACGACGGAGUCCAAUGAGCGUCAGACUUUCGUCAGACCUUUCAUACCCUCAUCUCCGGAAUUGAUGUACCCACCUUCGUCGAAUUCGGACGAGUUCUAUCGAGCUCCGUAUUACGAGUCAGCACCGACUCUGCACCCGCCGUUGCAAGAUUAUCGAGAGAUAACGACUGUAAACGACGAUCUCAUGACGACGACAGACGAUCCAUUGCCCGAGUGUCCGAAAAGUUCGGCAGAUUCCUCGAGUAUCCGAUCAUGCAUCGUUGCGAUCUCCGUUAUUAUCACCGUCUUUGGACACGUCAUCGCAGAGGGAUUUUAAGUCUGGCACUUCUCUUGCCUCCUGCCGGAUCGAAACGAAUUCUUACGUGAAAUAAAUUCCGAAUAAUUAGAUAUACCAGGCGAAAGAAGAUUGAAUGUUUCGCUGAUUUAUAAUACAACGAAUAGUACAUUCAAACGUCGCGUUGUGCCAUGAACCUGAGCGCGCAUUUAUAUGUAUAUAUAUUAUAUAUAUUUAGUAUUAGAAUUCUUCUCCCACAUAUAGCUAUCGAGUACCUGCUUAAGGAAGCUUCAUAGAGCUACUAAUCAGAUAUUAUCAAGAGCGUGAUUAAGACACUUUUUUUCUAGAAUGGAAUUCUUAUACUCCGGAAACGGCGCUUGUCAACUGAACCUCAUGUUGGGCAAAGGAAGCAGCGGAAGCUGAACGUCUGGAGAAGAUGCUGAAAAUUGAGAACGAGGAAAAUGCAGCCGCGAACGAUCUCGCGCUAGUGAUUCAAAAUCGCAACAAGGCUCGCGCCGGUCAAUCGGAAAGUUUCUUCGAC
Cataglyphis hispanica is the source of this 2571-nucleotide messenger RNA. RefSeq lists its product as uncharacterized. The record is from RefSeq and is a predicted model, not a curated record. Bases 222 to 2072 code for a protein of 616 amino acids. The transcript has 2 exons. NCBI's taxonomy places the organism in Eukaryota, Metazoa, Arthropoda, Insecta, Hymenoptera, Formicidae. Gene Ontology annotation, molecular function: protein binding.